AUGACGAUAUUUCAUGACGAAAUAGAAAUUGAGGAUUUUGAAUACGAUGAAGAUGACGACAUGUAUUACUACCCUUGUCCUUGUGGGGAUAGAUUUCAGAUAAGUAAGGAAGAACUAUUAGCCGGGGAGGAAGUAGCCACAUGUCCCAGUUGUUCUCUUGUAGUUAAAGUAAUAUAUGAUUUGGAACGAUUUAAAGCCGAAGCGGAAGAAAUACACGAGGAUAAAACAGAUAAAGAAACUGUGAAGGCUUAA
Molecule: messenger RNA, 252 nt
Organism: Danaus chrysippus (African queen)
Lineage: Eukaryota; Metazoa; Arthropoda; Insecta; Lepidoptera; Nymphalidae
Source: the annotation of a GenBank genome assembly